Molecule: messenger RNA, 675 nt
Organism: Melospiza georgiana
Lineage: Eukaryota; Metazoa; Chordata; Aves; Passeriformes; Passerellidae
Gene: PRRG4
Product: proline rich and Gla domain 4
Exons: 5
Coding region: 1-675 (224 amino acids)
Cellular component (GO): extracellular region
Molecular function (GO): calcium ion binding
Source: RefSeq, a predicted model, not a curated record
AUGCUCGCCUUGUUGGUGCUGCUGUGUCAGCUGCGUGUGACGGUGCUCGCCUUUCCUCACUGCCCUGGCGGAUCAAAGGACUCGGAGCAACCGGAAUGGAAAGAUGUGUUCACAUCUGCAAGGGAGGCCAAUUUAUUCAUUGGACGACAUCUUCUGAACAACAGAUUUGAUUUUGAAGCAUUCACAGCCGAUAACCUGGAAAGGGAAUGCAAUGAAGAACUGUGCAAUUAUGAAGAAGCAAGAGAAAUUUUUGAAGACCCUGAUAAAACGAUGGAUUUUUGGAAAGACUAUUCAACUAAAGGCCCCAACAUAAAAUUAGGUGAUGAGGCACUGCAGAAGAUUAACGUCACAGGGCUGCUCAUCAGCCUGGUUGCUGCUGGAGUGCUGUUGGUUAUAAUUGCACUGAUUGUCUUCUACUGCUGCAAGAGCAGAUGCAAAUCAAGGCAGCCACCAGGGUACAUGGGUUAUGCGAGGAGCAGAAGAAGGAAUUCAGCCAACAUCUUCAGGAGGCACGAGGAGUUCUCCUUGAGCCCCCUUCCCGAGGACCCGGAGCUGCCCACCUACGAGCAGGCAGUGGCCUCUGAUGGCCAGCACGCCGUGCCCCCACCCCCUUACCCAGGGCCCCCCAGGCACCCCCGGCUCUUCAGAAAGUCCAUGUCCCUCCCUGGCCCCUAG